AUGUCGAGAUUAAGUGUUUCAGCGCCAGUCCUGCUCUGGUGCUUCGCGAGACAUGCGCUUGCUCAUGGAGACCAUUCUCAGCUUUCGGAUGGCCAGGUCAUAUCAGGGGAUCCGAUCGAUUCGAUAUUAUGGGUACACAUCAUCCUAAUGACCGUUGCGUUCGGCCUUAUUUUCCCCGCUGGUAUGGUGCUGGGUAUCACUCGGUCCCGCUGGCAUGUUCCCGUUCAGAUAGUUGGUAGUGUGAUUGCGUUUGUGGCGUACUUUAUGGGCCAUUUACACAAGGGACGGCAGUUUUCCGAAAAUAUCCAUGCUUCAUUCGCGAAUUCGUUAAUGCUCAUGCUUGCGGUGCAAAUUGUCCUAGGAAUUUAUCUUAAACUUCACUUAUCGCAGGGUAUCCAUGGCAGAAUACGGCCAUAUAUCGUUGGGAGUCAUGGCGUGGUGGGCAAAGUGAUGCCGGUGGUGAGCUGGGUGCAGAUGAUAUUCGGUGGGAUAACAGCUCUAGGAUUCUGUCGUGAAGACCACCUUGGACAAUGCCUUGCGCAUUUCAUAAUGGGCAGUGCGUUUAUCGCGUACGGAAUACUUCUAACAAUUCUUCUCCUUGUCGGCCAAUAUUGGCUUCGCCGAACUGGCCGGAGCCAAGAGUUCUUUGAUUCCCUGGCUAUUGCGAUUUGGGGAUGCAUAAACACCUUUACUGAGCAUCGUUGGGGGCAACCCUGGGCUCACAACGAUGUCGAGCACACAAGCAUGGGUAUUAUUUGGUGGUCUGCUGGAUUGGUUGGCAUUUGGUUGAGCAGGAAGAGAAAUGGCCAGCCGAAAAGAAAUUUGAUCCCCGCCGUUGUGAUUCUGCUCACAGGAUAUGCCAUGUCUUCCCACUCGCAACACCUGCCGAUUAGCACCAUGGUUCACGCUUUUUUCGGCUAUACGCUAAUGGGCGCAGGGGCGGCGAGAAUUGUAGAAAUUUCCUUUGUGUUAAAGGACCGGAGCACCCUUAGCCCAGAUGGAACUGAUCCUAAUAGCUUCCAAUAUAUCACGCCAUUUCUGCUAUAUGCAUCCGGCUUCCUGUUCAUGGGCGCCACAGAGGAACAAUUGGCGCUCAUCUCUAAGGCGGGCGUUUCUCACGUCGCCUAUGUCCUUAUCCUCUACAGCAUCGCAUUCGUCCUAUUCUUGUUUGUCAACAUCCUCAUCCACGUGUAUGCUGUCCAUGCCUGGCCCGAAACUGCCAAAUAUAACGGCGGCAAGCCUUCAUCAUAUUCUCGGCGGCUAUCUGACCGCCGUUCCACCUCCUUGCAUAAUGGUAGUAUCCCCAUGGGAAUGAAUAGCCAUAUUCGUCGCCAGGGUCAAACCCAACAUGUUCACGAUGCAGAGGAAUUUGAGCUAGAAGGCCUUAUAGGCGCGGCUGACAAAGAACGGGGUGACGAUAGUCCCAUCAACACCCCGAUUGCUACCGCCGCCAAAGACCCAGAACGGGCACUAUAA
Molecule: messenger RNA, 1476 nt
Organism: Histoplasma mississippiense
Lineage: Eukaryota; Fungi; Ascomycota; Eurotiomycetes; Onygenales; Ajellomycetaceae
Exons: 5
Coding region: 1-1476 (491 amino acids)
Source: RefSeq, a predicted model, not a curated record